Molecule: messenger RNA, 664 nt
Organism: Astrephomene gubernaculifera
Lineage: Eukaryota; Viridiplantae; Chlorophyta; Chlorophyceae; Chlamydomonadales; Astrephomenaceae
Source: the annotation of a GenBank genome assembly
CUUUAUCCAGCUUUGGUGUUCUGAAAACUUCCAAAAGCCCUCCUGUCUGCGGCACACAUCGCUCUUAGCUUUACAAGAGGCUAGACUCUUCGGGUUCUACAGUUCUGCGCAAACAUGUCGGGGUGGCGCAUCGUCGUUAACUGGUUCCUGCCACCGCCACUAGUGCUCACAAUCCUGCUGAUCUUGCCCAUGCCGGGGGUCGUCAAGAAGGGCCUCCUCACCUUCACCCGCAAGUUCCUUUUCAUUAACAUCGGCCACGUCCGGCUGGUCCACUUGGCCCUCCUCAUCACCGGGGCGGCGUUCGCAGCGUGCACACCGUCCGGCUGUCCAAGGAGCCCCUGCCCGAGAUCCUCACACCCAACCAGAAGACCGCAAUCCUGGCAAGAAGGUGGCGUGAGGAACGGAACUUCUGGAUCGCCACACUCACAUUCCUGCUGUGGGGCCUCUUGUACCGCUUCUAUCAGCUCACUCUAGACCAUAUGGCGCUCCGAGACCGGGUACGGCAACUCGAGCUGGGGGCGGUGGGCGGUGGGAGCCUCGCGGGGGGGCUGGUAGCCGCCCAGCGGGCUGCGUCGCUGGGGAGCGGCAAGGGGGCGGUGGAUCCGUCCGCGCCGCCCGCCCCGGCUGAGAUGAUGGCCGGGGAGGGUAAGGAGCAUAAGAAGAC